AUGCUUGAAGUUCACAUCCCGUCUGUGGGGCCCGAGGCCGAUGGGUCCAGACAGAGCCCAGAGAAAGGCCACAUGGUGUUUCGAGUGGAGGUGCUGUGCCGCGGGCGCAAACACACCGUGCCGAAGCGCUACAGCGAGUUCCACGCGCUGCACAAGCGGAUCAAGAAACUAUACAAAGUGCCCGACUUCCCCUCAAAACGCCUGCCCAACUGGAGGACCAAAGGCCUGGAACAGCGCCGGCAGGGCUUGGAGGCUUACAUCCAGGGUGUCCUGUACCUGAACCAGGAUGUGCCCAAGGAGCUAUUGGAAUUCCUGAGACUUCGUCACUUCACAACAGAUCCCAAGGCCAACAGCUGGGGCCUCCUGAGGGAGUUCCUGCCUGGCAACAGCAGGAAACUGUACCACCGGCCUGUCAUCAGCUUCUGCAUGGAUCCCUACAUUUGUACCCCCUCUACAGAGCCUCUGUCCAACAUGGUGGUGAAUGGCGUGCUCCAGGGCUUCUACGGCUUCAGCAUCAGCCCUGUCAAAGCCCAGCCAGAAGCUGCCAGUCACCCUACUCCUCUGCCCAUGCCCUGA
Orycteropus afer afer is the source of this 576-nucleotide messenger RNA. It is a transcript of the gene SNX22, whose product is annotated as sorting nexin 22. Gene Ontology annotation, molecular function: phosphatidylinositol phosphate binding. The transcript has 7 exons. The coding region runs from base 1 to 576 and encodes 191 amino acids. NCBI's taxonomy places the organism in Eukaryota, Metazoa, Chordata, Mammalia, Tubulidentata, Orycteropodidae. The record is from RefSeq and is a predicted model, not a curated record.